AUGGCUCGUUCACUAGAAGCCCAGCUUUAUUUCCAUUCCAUUAAUUGGUCAACUAUUGCAGUGGUGCAGGAUACAGAGGAUGAAGUUUAUCAGUUCCUUAACGAAGAUCCUUACUCGCCGACGGCAUUGGAAUGGGAUGAAGAUUUUCCUACGGGGGUUUUUCCCAUCUCAGCAAGAUGUUACAGUCCCCGUUGUGAUGGUAAAGGUUGCUAUUCUCGAACGUGUGUUAACUACGUUCGAAGUGCGGAAGAACCACUACCACCAUUAUCUGAUCUCGAUUCUAAGGAAGGUAGUAUUCCCGGAGCUGAUUCUGCCGACGUCGUUGCACCAACAUUACCACAAGAUCGUACAUGGGCUGGUUCCGUUCCAAAAGAAAUUUUGGAAUCUGUUGGAAAGGAGGAGAAGAAACGCCAAGAAAUCAUUUUCGAAACGAUCUACACCGAAGAGGAUUACAUCAAAGACUUGGACCUUCUAGAAAAC
Acaulospora colombiana is the source of this 480-nucleotide messenger RNA. Lineage: Eukaryota; Fungi; Glomeromycota; Glomeromycetes; Diversisporales; Acaulosporaceae. The record is from the annotation of a GenBank genome assembly.